Durusdinium trenchii is the source of this 969-nucleotide messenger RNA. NCBI's taxonomy places the organism in Eukaryota, Dinophyceae, Suessiales, Symbiodiniaceae. The record is from the annotation of a GenBank genome assembly.
AUGUCGAAGAAUGGCUCGCUGCUGGAGACGGUGGAGACGCUGCUUAGCGUGUCCAGCUUUGUAUUCUGCUCGGUCUCGAUGAUUGUCACCAACAAGCUGGCCAUCACCGUCUUCCCCUAUGAAAGCACGUUGACCGCUUUGCAGAUGGCCUUCACUGUCUUGGUCCUCGUGGCUGCUUGGCCCACCUUGCACGUGGGCUCCCUGCGCGAUGCGCUACGCUGGUCCCUGGUGGCACCGUGCUUCGCAGGAAUGUUGUUGACCUCCAUGCCCCUCGGCACCGUGACCUUGGUCAUCGUGGUCCGCGCCAUGUCGCCGAUGUUCGCGUUGAUGGCCGAGAUGAACCGCUCGUCGGUGCUUCACGUGAACCGGCAGAUGAUCCUCUCAAUCUUCAUCAUGGUCCUAGGUGCCUUGCUCUACACGAAAGAUCUGGAGUUCCGGCACCUGGUGGGUGUCGGAUGGAUCGCCGUGAACACCUGCUUCUCCGUGCUCACGCGGCUCCUGCAGCGGAAGAUGCUGGCCGCGGACCAGAAUCCUGUGGACAUCUCGAAGAGUGGAUGCUCCUUGAUCAACAACGCCUUAGGGCUGCUGCCACUGCUGGUCACGGCCUAUUUCACAGGAGAGGUCCACUCGGCCCCAGCCGCGCUGAUGUCCCUGACACAGAGGGAGACGAAUUUGAUGGUCAUCAGCUGUGUGGUCGCAGUGGGGAUUAGCUACACGAACAUUUGGUGUCAAAGCCUCAUUAGCGCCACCAGCAUGCUGAUCCUGGUGAAUGCCAACAGGUUCUUGGUGAUUCUCCUGGAUGCCCUGCUGCUGCGCACUGACCAGCUCUCGCCCAGCCAGCUGGCUGGAGCCGUGAUCACCAUCUUGGGAGGAAUGGCUUUGGCCGCUCCAAAUACACGAGAAAAGGAGGAGAACAAGAUGCCUGAGACGGCCUAUUCACCCACGGGACGGACGAUGCAAGACGCCUAG